AAAGAAAGAGGGAUCCCAUCCCAUUCAGCAGAACAACAACAACGCAGAGGAGAGAAAUAAAGGAAGAAAGAAAAGCAUUAGAUUUCCCGCGAAUUUCUGUGUAGGGGAAAGAUGAUGUCGAGUGGUUACACCAGUAUUGAUAACCAGAAAGUUUCUGGUGGUGGCGGAUCUGUUCCUGCAGUUCCAGAUCCAGGGCAUGUAACUGUCAAAUUUGCAGAGUCGAAUCUUCAGACAUUUCCACCAUCUGAAACUCAAGGGAAAAUUUCCGGUGGUUACCGUCCUCCUCGAGAUGCUGAUGAUUCAUUUUCGAAACCAGCUUCUGGUAGUAAUAGUUCUGAAGAACAACAGCCAAGUGGUUGGCUACGAACAUUCACGGUUGCUGCAUACAAACCAUACUUCGAUGUGGACACGUCUGAUGUUUUAGAGAGGAUCAAGGAUUCACUAUUUCCAUUUAAAGGAAGCUUUAACGAAAAGACCAGCAGCAACCCAGACUUGUACGGGCCUUUCUGGAUAUGCACCACUUUAAUAUUUGUGGCAGCAGCCAUUGGGACAUUCGUUACAUAUGUGGCACACAAGGUCCAGAAGAAAGAGUGGGAUUACGAUAUAAACAUGGUUACAUGGUCAGCUGGCUUGUUUUAUGGGUACUCCAUGGUUGUUCCUCUUGGAUUGUACAUCAUCCUUAAAUACUUCUCGGCACCAUCUGGCCUGGUUCAGCUUUGGUGUUUAUAUGGAUAUUCCCUUUUUGUUUUCAUUCCUGCCUCGUGCCUGUCAAUCAUUCCGUACGAAAUAGUUAGAUGGGCAGUUGUAGGUGUUGCAGGAUUCAUGUCAGCAACUUUCGUUGCACUUAAUCUUCGUGCUCAUAUCACUUCAGCUGGUGAGAGGUGGUUCUUGAUUGUCGCUGGAAUCUUUCUGUUGCAGCUAGGUCUGGCUGUGGUAUUAAAGAUGUACUUGUUCACCGUUACAGUAUAACAGAUUCGGAUCCUUUGCAAAGGCAUCAAAAGUACUUGUUCACCGUCAGUAUAACAGACACAGAUUCCGAUCCUUCGAAAAGCCACCAAAAGUAAAAUGAGAGCUUUCUCCGUUCUGUCUCAUAAUUGAUUUUUGACUGUUGUUCAAGGUAUUAUAAUAGAAAAUGUAAUUCAACCUCUUAUAUUCAAUUUUUGAUAAAUAUUAGCUUCCAUGACUCUGUGAUGAACCCAUUGUGGAUACUAGUGAUUCGUCAAUCGCGCAGAAUAUAGUGUACUGUUCUCUUU
Molecule: messenger RNA, 1253 nt
Organism: Papaver somniferum (opium poppy)
Lineage: Eukaryota; Viridiplantae; Streptophyta; Magnoliopsida; Ranunculales; Papaveraceae
Product: protein YIPF1 homolog
Exons: 6
Coding region: 112-969 (285 amino acids)
Biological process (GO): vesicle-mediated transport
Cellular component (GO): membrane; Golgi apparatus
Molecular function (GO): small GTPase binding
Source: RefSeq, a predicted model, not a curated record